AUAUUGGAAAGCCUUUCUGCAUUUUUAAAAGCAGAGAAUUUCAGAAACGGGUAAAGAUGGGUAAAGCAGAGCAGGGUGCAUCUCGUUACCCAGCACCUCCACGGAGCACGGCACGCUUGGCCAACUUGUCCCCAGCCAAGCUGGAAGAAGUGAGCGCACUACUCAAAAAUCACGUGGCUGUGGCGAGCUCGAAGCCUGCUCCUGGGCUCCCCCCGGCAGCAGGAAAGCAGGCAGCUGUGUCACAGGCACAGAGUUCAGCAGCUCCCGGCUGGGUGUGCAGCACCUUGCACUCCUCUCUCUGGGCUGACUCCGGAGAAGCGGCUGGGAGCUGUGUCUGAAAUUAGACUGCUGGGGAAGGAGUGGAACCGUUAACAAACCGUGCUGUGUCACUGCGUACCUCUCCCUUGACAGCAAGACCUUGUUUUUGCUGGCAGUUAGGCAGAAUGCAGCGCUGGGAGUGGCUUUGCAGCAAAUUUGGUGGGAUGUCCACAGUGCAUUUUUUAAAUGGCAAGUCUGUUACCAAAUGUAGAAAGUGUGACCAGAGGGCUCGAGCCCUCCGACGGGUGCAUUCCAAGCCUAAUGAUUCAUGUUUAGGAUUUAAAACUGAGACCACAGGUUUGAAGUACAGUUGUAUAUUAGUCUUCCUUGCAACUGCCUUUGCUUGCUGUUUAUAAAAACUUGAGGGUAAGGCUUGAGGCAGUAAUGAGAAGACAAGUAAUUAAACAGGGUCACUAGAUUUGAUGCUUAUUUGAGCUGACAGAGCAGAAUGGUGUUGCAUAGCUGGCAGAUUAGCAGUUCACUAUUAGAUAAUAAUUCUCCAGGGAUUUGUACCUCAUGGUCACCGCUUCUUUUAUUUACUUAAGAUGCAUUCUGGAUAAGUUUAGGCAGGUGAGAGAGUUUGGCACAGAUGUCCAGGCUCCUAGAAACCAGCAAUCCUAAGAUUCUUUUCCAAGCUAGUAACACAGGUUUUGUGGCAUUGCCUGGAUCUCACAAAGUCCAGCCGUUUUGAAGCUACUAUGCGAGUUCCUCCACCAGUUCUUGUUCCUUUCCCCAUGGAAAACAGCUAAACUCAGGGUGGAUUUUUCAUUUCAGCCUCCUCACACCGGAGGAAUAUUAAUUGCUGCUGAGGCAGCCACAGUAAGAAUGGCAACUUGCCAUGUAAGUCAGCAGUUAAGCAGGACUCACAGAUUUGCAUUUUGGUGCGUGUAAUGAGGUCAGUAGAACAGAACGUAGGAGAAACAUAAGUUGUCAUACUCAUCUGAACUGAGUUUUUUGAAUAAGUGGAUGAAAAAAACUUAUAAUGCCAAUAUUUGCCCCAUCCUGGAGAGGAAUCUCUUGAACCACACUGUUUUGGGUUUUUUUGAUUUGAUCUGAAGGGUGCUAGUCCCCAUUGCAUUGGGCAGGAGAACAUUUCAAUGUCCGUUCAUUUUUAGGGAGCAGAAGAGAUACAUAACUUGUUCCACGUUUUCACAGAAUCAGGCUUGCUCAAUCUAGAAUAUAAUUCCUUGAAAGCAUUUGGGAGGAUGAAACUGAACUUCUGUUGAAAGAGGUCAUGGAUUUACCUCCCUAAUCCUUGAGAGAAAGGUAUACAAUGUAGCUGCAAGCCUCGUAGCAGAGAUUCAAGUGGGAAACAGAGGGGGAAUCCAGAGACAGACCAGCGGGGGAAUUAAAAACUGUGACGUCGUGUCCUCCCUCCUGUGCCGGAGCAAGCAAAGAAAGGAGAGGUAGAGGAAAAAAAGACUGAGCCUUGCAACCAACCAUCACCUUGGCGAUGUGUCAGUCAAACACCCUGCAGGGACCAGAUCUGCAUACAGGGAAAUGGUGAGAUGCUAUAAAGCUUUAUCUAACCCUCCGCCCUCGUGCUACAACCUCCGCAAAGUUAAAAUUCAUGUCCGGAGGCUGCGUUCAGGGAACGGUGGCAGCAGCAGCUGUGCCGGGGACCAGCACUCACAACUGGACAGUCCAGGCCCGGCUGGCUCUGCCGGUGGUACACCAAAUAGGAGAACACGUUUCAGGUUGCAAUUUCCCCAGCUGGCCCUGAGGCGAAGGUUGGGCCAGCUAAGCUGUAUGUCUAGGCCUGCUCUGAAACUCCGUUCUUGGCCUCUGACUAUUCUCUAUUACCUUCUGCCUUUCGGUGCUCUUAAGCCCUUGACCAGAGUGGGAUGGAGGCCUGUGAGCAGGGUUGCUCUGUACAAAUCGGUACCAACUCGACUGCUCUCACGAGCAUGGGGUCGCCUGAACCAGGUGGAGCUGCCUACAUGGCUUCGGAAGCCUGUUUACAGCCUGUACAUUUGGACAUUUGGAGUAAACAUGAAGGAGGCAGCUGUUGAAGAUCUGCAUCACUAUAGAAACCUCAGUGAAUUCUUUCGCAGGAAGCUGAAACCACAAGCACGGCCAGUCUGCUGUUUGCACAGUGUGAUUAGUCCCUCUGACGGAAAGAUCCUUAACUUUGGACAAGUAAAGAACUGUGAAGUGGAGCAAGUAAAAGGGGUUACUUAUUCACUGGAAUCUUUCUUGGGACCUCGCAUCAGCACAGAGGACUUGCAUUUUAGUGAGGCCUCACCUGGUAACUCCUUUCAGCAACAGCUAGUCACAAAGGAGGGGAAUGAGCUCUAUCAUUGUGUAAUCUACCUUGCACCAGGGGACUACCACUGCUUCCACUCGCCCACUGACUGGAGAGUGUCACACCGACGUCAUUUUCCAGGCUCUCUGAUGUCUGUGAAUCCUGGAGUUGCUCGCUGGAUCAAGGAACUGUUCUGCCACAAUGAACGGGUUGUCCUUACAGGUGACUGGAAACAUGGCUUUUUCUCUUUAACGGCUGUAGGAGCAACAAAUGUGGGCUCUAUCCGCAUCUACUUUGACCAGGACCUGCAUACCAACAGUCCCUGUUACUCAAAAGGUUCCUACAAUGACUUCAGCUUCGUAUCCAACAACAACAAGGAGGGAAUACCCAUGAGGAAAGGAGAACAUUUAGGGGAAUUUAAUCUAGGCUCUACUAUUGUACUCAUCUUUGAGGCACCUAAGGACUUCAAAUUCCACCUCAAAGCUGGACAGAAAAUCCGCUUUGGAGAAGCCCUGGGCUCUCUAUAGAAACUCACGCAGCAAGAAGGUUUUAUAUACAAGGGGACUUUUAUCACAUCACAGCAAGUUUCACUUAACAAGCGUAUAUCACUCAGCAGGACCUGGGUGAGGAAAAUGGAAGAUGUCAUUGCUAUGUUCAACUUUGAGAGUAUUUGGCCUAUAUUUACAUAUUGCUGCUGAAUGCAGAAAGAGAAUUGAAUGAACGUGUAUGUAUCAGGUACAGCUGCCUUUAAAGAUGUUGACUAUGGAGGUUUCUGUCCUACCCUGUGCCUGUAGCGUUUGAUGUUCUCCCCCUCAAUGUGCCACAGGAUAUCUAUGUUCACAGAGCUUAAAAAUCCCUUUUAAGCCUUCCUAGACCAUGCAGGUGCAAUGGGGAAGGGUGGAAAUAGAGAUUAGGUUUAUUUAAAGGGACAUUAAGAAGUUGAGUCAGACCUUAUACCUUUGAUCUGCUGUAUUUCUUUUUCAGACCUUGAGUAACAAAUGUAUUCUUGUCUUUAUUCUAAAACACUUCUCUGAAGUCCUUGUAUAAAAUACCUGGAGAGCCAUUAACUAGUCCAGUUAAAUGGACUAUGAUGGCUUCACAGUCCAAACUAAGCAAAAUGCACAGACCGCAUGAGUAAAGUAAGUUAUACAUCCAAUUUAUUUCCUAAUGUUAGACAACUUUAAUUCUUUUACCUAACAAUGUCCCUUGAAAAAUGGACUUUGCACUGUAUUUUAAACCUGGAACCACUGUGUCUACAUUCCAUACAAUGAAACUGGUCAUCGUGGAUUUUUUUUUUUAAUACUAGCAGACAGAUCCAUAUGUCCAAUUCCUAAUCCAUGCUUUUAUUUUGCUAUUCCAGGCCUUAAAGAUCUUGUUUGUAUUUAAGAGAGAGUUCACCUCUUGAAUUAAGGGUUGGAAGACAAAGAGAAUGUUUCUCAUGUGAUGCUAUGUAUCUUCAGUGUUGCUUUGUCAUUGUUAUUGAAGAAUAGUUCCUCUAUUUACAGGGCAGUUUCAGAUACUUCAGGACCAAUUUUUAUCACGUGCAGUGCAAUGCCAUAUGUACUGACAGUACAUUAAAACAACAGCUCUUGGAAGCAAUCCCAGGUUGCCUCCCAGGUGCCAACUUGGCCAUCCUGUAAUGCACUGGCACCUAUUUUGUCUUAUCUAAAAUAUAAAAAGCCACACCUGCUCUGACUUCUGCCCUCAGACUGAUUUUGCUAGGAAUGUUCUGGGGCCUGAAAGCUUUAUGCUGGAGUUUCAUCCUACAGCAAAACCUCAGAGCCUCAUUGUAACUUAACGUCAAGAAGAGUUAACAAAACACCUUGGAUCUCUUGAGCAUGGCACCAAAAGCACUGACACUGGUGCCAAAGUAAAGAAGAAGAACUCUGUUUUAAAGCAAUGUAACAAUUAUUUUUAGAAAAUAAACUGUUUCAAGUCCAGCUGCUCAAACAUUUUGAGUUGAAGUUGCUGUCCAGCACUUGUGGGAGUGGACAUGCUUAUGAAACUUGCCUUUCUGAUCUCUGAAAGAUUUCUCAUACUACUUCCUUGCUUGAGCCUUGGGUGUUUUUUCUGCUACUUCAAGGAGAUGAUAGGCUUUGAUCUGCUGUGACUUCUUUAAGAAAAACUUACCUUCUUUAUAUGCACUGCAGAAAAUAGAAUAUAAUUUUAUUGUACAAAUGUCCAGUUUGCCAAGUCCUGUAUGCUUAGCUUGUCAUCAGGAAUGAAAGGAUGAUGAACUGUAUGUAGCAAUGUAGUCCAGCCAUGACUCUUAAGAUGAUGGUGGCUGUUCAGGUGACAAGCAGGAGAAAAUUCAUUUGGCUCUGAGAGUCAAUGUUUCCUCACUUUACAUGGGGAGGAGUUUGAAAGCUUGAAGUGGCUGUUCGCCACCUAUCUUGUUAAACUUCUUGGCAGUAGCAAGUUUACUCCUGCAGCAGUAUAUUACCACAUAUAGGUUUCUAGAAAUGUGCACUUUUAAACCACCGAGAGUAAGAAAUACUAAGGCAAAUAUCAGCCACAGAGGAUUGAACUGUGACUAGCCUCAACUUCAAAGACAUGUUUAUAGCAGACAACAACUUAGUUCCAGUGGAUGAGAGAAGAGAGAACAAUCUCUUCUCCCUUCUCCACUGGGGCCCGUGGCAUCCCGAUGUAGCCAAAGCAACUUUAAGCUUUAAUUUCUUGCUACUCCACAUCAUCAUCUGCAGGAUCUGAAGGUUACUGUUAUUCAGUAAUGGAGGAUGUAUUAAAGCAAACAUCUGGCAACCUAAGUCUAAGAAGUGGGAGAGGAUUCAGCAAUGCAAGUAACUGGUUUUGCGAAGGUCUUAAUACUGUGCAGAGCUAGCUGAUUAACGAACAUUACUUGUGCAGUGGUCAGCAAUUACUCUGAAACUGGAAGCAAAGUUCAUAGAGGGUACUGAUAAUGCUGUGAAUUUCUCCUGCAUGGAGAAUCCAUUGAAUUCUUCAACUGUAUCAGUAGCACGGUAUUUUUGUAUGUCAAAGUGUAUGACUUAAUGACAUUAACUCAUUUAAUUGCAAACAUUUUGAAAUAAAGAGUCUUAUCUGUG
Molecule: messenger RNA, 5625 nt
Organism: Cygnus olor (mute swan)
Lineage: Eukaryota; Metazoa; Chordata; Aves; Anseriformes; Anatidae
Gene: PISD
Product: phosphatidylserine decarboxylase
Exons: 8
Coding region: 1819-3090 (423 amino acids)
Biological process (GO): phosphatidylethanolamine biosynthetic process
Cellular component (GO): mitochondrion
Molecular function (GO): phosphatidylserine decarboxylase activity
Source: RefSeq, a predicted model, not a curated record